ACCCUGCUAUCCUUGACCUUACCUGCGGCCUGGGUGGACCAGGACAGCGAAACAAACACACAGGUCUUCCUCUUGAUAUGCUGCACCGCAGUAUGGCAUCGAGCGGCUAUUUGAAAGCGGUGAUGCUGCUCUUAGCCGUGCAACUGCUGUCUUUUAGUCCAGGUUUUGGCGAGCAGGAGACAGGGACGGUAAUACCUGCCGAAAGUCGUCCCUGUGUGGACUGUCAUGCAUUUGAAUUCAUGCAGAGGGCACUGCAAGACCUCAAGAAGACUGCUUUCAACCUCGAUGCCCAGACUGAGACCCUGGUGUUGAGGGCAGAGAGGCGAGCCCUGUGUGAAUGCAUGCCCACUAAUACCCUGCACUGAGUUAAGUAGUGAUGUGACCUCACCAUGGCAACCGACUCCACACCCACAAUUACCGGACACCUUCUUUAAACUACUACAAACAAUGCCUGGACUAGACAGAUGUCUCUGAGCCUUCUUCUAUGGAAUAUUGUAAAAAAAUAAUAGAAGUUAAAUCAUUUGUACAAAAUGCACUUUAUUUUCUUUGCUAGCAUAUCAGUAUUGAUAUUGCAGUGGUUUAAUUGUAAUUUGAAUAUAAGAUUUUAUUUGAUGAGUUCGGAAAACCAGCGAGCGUUACUAUGUCAUGUAGGGCAACGCAAACUACACCUCAUGUCCCUCUUGGUCAUAUGUGAGGUUUUGAAACACAAAUCUAGAUCAUUUUAGGUAGUUCUGUAUGUACAUUCAAUGAACAGACGUCUUUAUAAAAUGUGUUUCAAAAUAUCAGUGAUCUUCAAGAUGAUUCACAUAUAUACCUGGCAGUGGUCUUGAAUUCAAAGGAGCUGGUAAUUCAUAAUAACACCCAUAUCAUUUUAAGAAAGUGUCUUGGAAAGUGUUUUUAUAGUCAUGGGAACACCAGGCUUUAGAAUAAGUGUUCUUUUUAGGUCUCUAUGUGGUACCAUACACCCUUGCUGCAUGAAUAUAAGGUAUAGACCUACACCCAUCUCAAUCAGUUAUAACAAAUGUAAUUUGAUCAAAUUUUUAUUGCUGAGAAUUUUCCUGCAGAUGAGCUUUGUGAUUUGCGUCCAUUCACUGAAAACCCACAUUAACACACAGUUAUAUAUAUUUUUUAUUUAACUAGCUGCUUUUAGUAAUGUCUUGUAUGUUCUAUUUGGUAUUAGUCAUUAUUCUAUAUUUUAUCAGUAUGUAUGCCUUUCUGAUAUCCUUACAGUGGUUGUGGAAAUGACUAAAGCCCAAUCCCAAGUAUACUGAACAAAAAUAUAAAUGCAACAUGCAACAAUCUCAAAGAUUUUACUCACUUACAGUGCAAAUAAGGAAAUCAGUCAAUUGAAAUAAAUUCAUUAGGCCCUAAUCUAUGGAUUUCACAUGACUGGG
Salmo salar (Atlantic salmon) is the source of this 1394-nucleotide messenger RNA. Its product is annotated as NELL2-interacting cell ontogeny regulator 1-like. NCBI's taxonomy places the organism in Eukaryota, Metazoa, Chordata, Actinopteri, Salmoniformes, Salmonidae. The record is from RefSeq and is a predicted model, not a curated record.